AUGACUGGAGCAGAUUUUGAAGCCUGUCAACCUAAGAUUGAGCAUUUGAUUUUAUGGCCGCGAACUACUCCUGGUUCUAGUAUUCAGCUUUCUAAAUGCAGUCAAUAUUAUGGUUUGGAUAAAGUCAAAGGUGAUUUGUAUCGGUGGUGCCAAUCAACAUUAACGAAUUCUUCUAUAUGGUCGCCAGUUAGUGACUGCCAUUGCUAUUCAGAAAUUGUUUCAAUAGUUUACGAACGGUGUUUACUUCGAACUGCGACCGAUAUACUACAGCAGUUAGAAACGACGUCUACUCACUGUCCUAUUCAUGAAGGACAACAAGUUACCUUAUCCAAUGUCUUUUACCAGCUAACAUAUAAUGUCUUCGGAGAAGAGGCUACCAACUCAUUCCUAGGAACUUGGGAAAAUUUUACAUAUCAGGCGAAUAUGAGUAAAUUAAUUUCUUAUGAGUUGAGUUGGUACCAAUCUGGCUGCACACAUGUUGGGAUAGUAGUACCUCUACCUCCUAUUACAAUUAUAAUAACAAUACCAGGGAUACACGAUAGCUAUCAAGAUAUGGUAAAUCCGCAACCAGUAGGACCGGGCGAUUUGACGGUUUUAGUUACCGGUUCUGAUGAGCAACCGUCACCCUUUCAACCUCUUCCACCCCCUGUUAUUCAUGUUAUUCAAUAUAAUCCAAUACAAAUUAAUGGUAGUAAUGAAACUACCAUUGCUAGUAACGAAACUAUCAUUGUUAACAGCACUGUUGAUCCGAUGUUUAGAGUAAGGCUAUUGCACAGUCGUAUACUGUCUAUAAUAAGCUAUAUUGGUCUAAGCCUUUCAGCGAUUGGAUUAAUUGUGACUUUGUUAGCCUUUAUAAUUCUAAGGUUACCUAAAUCGCGCAAAUGGUUUAUCCACAUCAAUUUAAUUAUUGCUAUCGUAUUUUCUAAUGUCGGAUUUAUGGCAUUAAUAAAUCAGACUGCAGAUAAGGGUUGGUGUACUGCCAUUACUGUAAUGCUACAAUUCUUCUUCACUAGCAUUUUCACAUGGCAGCUCGUAGAGGGCAUUCACUUAUAUCGUGUUUUGGUAACAGUCUUUAUAAUUGAAAGAAGAUGGCAUAUUUAUCUAUUCCUGGCGAUUGGUUGGGGAACUCCAGCUGUAGUCAGUGGCAUAAGCAUUGCUGCUUUUCCUCAAGCUUAUACAAAUAAUACAGCUUGUUGGAUACGCUCCUCAUUUAUUUGGGUAUUCCUUGCUCCAUUAACCGUCAUAACCUUACAAGUAUUUCCAAUUUCGGAACUUGCUAGCGCUUACGAAAGAUGCGUUCUUUUACAGACUAAUAUCAUCAUAUUUGGAAUAACACUAUAUAUCCUAACUCAUAGAAUGUCUGAUGGAGUAAAAAAAGCUUCCGAAAGCAAUCGCAAAUCACUAAGGACUGAUAUUCGAAAUGCUAUAGCACUCUUACCAUUGCUAGGAUUGUGCUGGAUUGUUGGCUUAUUCGUUCCUAUACCAGGGGAUUACGUAGCUGACUAUUUGUUCACCAUAUCAAUUUCAAUGCAAGGGUUUGUACUAUUCCUAUUCCAUUGCCUAUUGGAUAAACAGGUGAUAGCAGCUAUAAAAAGACGGAAUUUUCGAUGGCGCCCUGCUAGAGCGCAGUCAAGAUCACAAGUCCAACUAUGUCUUAACUCCUAUAGUCAAGGAAAUACAUUACACUGUAACUCUGGUAAAGUUCAGACAGUGUCAUCAUCGGGGCAGUCUUUACGUCGUAAAGCUCCUACUCGAGGCUGUGGCGGUACUAUUGAUCAAAAUUGUGUUGACUCAAUAUCAAUAGAAAGUGGUAAAGGAUCAAUAGAAUGUAAUAAUUGGCCGGAAGAUACAGAAUCUUCAUCCGAGAAGCCAUCGUGCAAAAAAAUUUCUUUUCCCAGUUGUGAUGGUAUUUUCAAUCGAGAUUGUAUUGAUACAUUAUCAACUUCGCCAGACAGUGGCCAGUAUCAGUAG
Trichoplax adhaerens is the source of this 1971-nucleotide messenger RNA. RefSeq lists its product as uncharacterized. The record is from RefSeq and is a predicted model, not a curated record. The coding region runs from base 1 to 1971 and encodes 656 amino acids. The transcript is spliced from 15 exons. Gene Ontology annotation, biological process: adenylate cyclase-activating G protein-coupled receptor signaling pathway; cell surface receptor signaling pathway. Gene Ontology annotation, molecular function: G protein-coupled receptor activity. Gene Ontology annotation, cellular component: membrane. NCBI's taxonomy places the organism in Eukaryota, Metazoa, Placozoa, Uniplacotomia, Trichoplacea, Trichoplacidae.